AUGGAUUUGCUUGCACGCAGUAUCUGCUUCUACCUACUUACCAUUUCUUCGUUUCUCUUCUCGCAAGCUAGGGCCGAAGGUACUGCUUCCGUCUUCUUCAUCGAUAGCUCCACCCAUCGAUUUCUUCGCAGCCCGUCCUCAAACGAUGUCGUCAAGCCUGACUCAAUGUUGCUCCCAGAAGUCAGUGCAGCAGUGUCGGUCUUGCUUGGAUUUGCACCACCUGCCACGCUCUCAGCUGCUGGUUCAGCUAAGUUGAAUGAGGUUCUCUUGCCUAAUCCAUUCAAUAGACCUCGUGCUGUUUUUGUGCUGGAAGUCAGAGGAAUUGAUGAUCCUAGUCUUGUAGUCAAAGAUAACGCCAUGUUCAGCAGCGCCUAUACCGCCAAGAUUGAUUUUGGCUCAAACAAAGCUGACAUUGAGCUUCCAGAUCAAGGUGAAGUCUCUGUGUUUUCUUUGGAUGAACAAUUGGCAGAUUAUACUGUCAAAGAGAUUGGCGAUUUUGCAUCUUGGAUGGGUGGUUCAUAUGUUGUUGAUACAUUGGAACCAUUAAAUGGAGAGUUGACCAUCCCUUUGGCCAAUGGUGACAACUUGAAGCUUCAUAUGUCAAAGGAGGCAGACAGGAUAUUCACAACUAGCCUUUUGUCUCUCAUCCGCAACUUUAGAAGUGCAAUGGAGAUGCAUCAAGAUUUGUCUCACAGUAUCCACAGCCCAGCUGAGUUAUUAACAGGCCGUUUUGAUCGAAUCAAGGUUUUGCAAGAGCAGUAUGGAACUGAAGGUGCUGCUCAUGGAGUGGAGCUGCUACUUGCUACACUGUCCAAGAUAUUUGACUCACUCGAUGAUGCAUACAAAGGUCAAAUUGUUGGAGCUAUCCUUUUCAAUGGAGUUGCACCUGUGGAGUCAGGGAAGAUGUUGAAUGUGAUGUUUACUUGUCAGCCAUCUCCUCGUUGGUUGGCUGAAAAAGAAGUCCCGAAAGAUACAAAGAUUGUGCAAGUGCUUUUGGUUAGACGUACACUUGCUUGGAUCACUGGAAUUAUUCUCAUCAUUUCAACUCUAUUGGGGUCACCAGGGAUACCCUACUGUACUCUAAUGUCAAGCUGGACUAAGCAUGAAAUGGAGCUACUUAUUCAAUGUUCCGAGUGCCUGGAAGAGGCCCAGGUUUCUCUAGCUAAUCAGAUGCUCUCUAUCACACUGAUGGCAUGA
Prunus armeniaca (apricot) is the source of this 1197-nucleotide messenger RNA. NCBI's taxonomy places the organism in Eukaryota, Viridiplantae, Streptophyta, Magnoliopsida, Rosales, Rosaceae. The record is from the annotation of a GenBank genome assembly.